Suillus subaureus is the source of this 684-nucleotide messenger RNA. RefSeq lists its product as uncharacterized. NCBI's taxonomy places the organism in Eukaryota, Fungi, Basidiomycota, Agaricomycetes, Boletales, Suillaceae. Bases 241 to 588 code for a protein of 115 amino acids. The record is from RefSeq and is a predicted model, not a curated record. The transcript is spliced from 5 exons.
UUUCGUGCCUCUUGAUGUGACAAUCGACCUUGGUCGUGACCUUUUUGGUUCCCCUCCCCGGGGUCUUGGGAAAAAAAUAUACCAUGACCCUCACCGCAGGGGUUGACUGCGGAGAGUGGGACGUUUCUAUCUACUCUUAUAGUGCCUAUUCAAGCAUAGUUUCAUUUCCCACUGGGACAGCGUCGGCUUGACGAUGUGGGAAGUGGUAGUAAAGUAUCCAAAUGGAAAUAGCUCUAUGUUAUGCACCACCUUUACAAAUGCAAUCACUCUCGAAAUGAACCAGAUACUGAGGGCUUUCUUCCGACAGUUGUAUUUCCGCAGCUAGGCUCCCUAGGUUUCAGCCCGUACAAGUUUGAUAUUCUGAUGGCAGGCCAUGCUAAAUAUGCGUUCCUGCCUACAACUGUUUGCGAGGUUGUGCUACUCGAACACGGCUCUCACAGAGCUCAUCGCGAGUGCGAUCAAUUAUCAAGCGGGGAGCGAUUGAGGCUUCCAGACCAAUGUUAUCGGGACUGCAUAAUUGUUUGUGUUGAUAGCAAUUCAACGGAUGUCAUUUCCUGUCAACUGAAGGCUAUUGGAGUGAGGUGGUAGAACUCAGUGACACGGAAAGCUGCGAUCACCUCUUCUGGCGAAUAUGGUGAUGGCUUCAUCCCUGGUAGUUUCCGAGAUCUGGUUUCUCCGCCACUG